This is a messenger RNA of Dentiscutata erythropus, 594 nucleotides long. Lineage: Eukaryota; Fungi; Glomeromycota; Glomeromycetes; Diversisporales; Gigasporaceae. The record is from the annotation of a GenBank genome assembly.
AUGUCUAACUUUUCAUUUCAUAAUAAAGAAAAACGAUCUAUAAGCCAAUCGCUAAACCCUAUUUGCCGUUUUGAAUAUAUUACGCUUGAAGGCAUUAAAACAAUUCAAAAUCAAAUUAACAAAUCACGAAAUUUAAAGGAUCCUUUAUUGGAAGCAGCCAAAAUAGGGGUUUAUAUUGAAACUUUAAGUCAAACUUUAUUGGAAUUCGGAUUCCAGUAUCAAAAAAAUGAAGAAAAUGGACAAUAUACAAUUUUUGACAAUAAUAAAAAUAAAGAGAAACGAUGUGUGAUUCACGACAAUCUUGAUGAUGGGCAGAGAUAUGAUGAGCCCGUGGCGGUGUCUUUGGAUGAAUUAGAAAACGAUGGAAAUGGGAAUUACUACGACUUUGAAGAUGCAGAAAUUUAUGAUGCGGAAAUAUUGACAAAGAGGGGUCAACAUAAUAUAGAAAGGGUGGAUGCGUUAUGGGAAAAACACAGGGGUCAGAAAAGUCGGGAGAUAGAAGCUGAAACGGCAUGUCAAGCAGAAACUAUCGAAGAGGUGGUUGAAUUAUGCAAUGGAUAUGCAAUUGGACAUGAGUAUUAUAAUUAUUUAUAA